GUUCUUAAUCUUGUUCACCAUCAUCAUCAGUCCAGUUGUGUAAGAAAACCAAGAAAAAUGACCAUGGAAACUAAGCCUCACGCAGUAUGCAUCCCAUACCCAGCACAGGGCCAUAUAAACCCUAUGCUGAAACUGGCCAAGCUUCUCCACCAGAGAGGCUUCCACAUAACCUUCGUCAACACCCACUUCAACCACAACCGUCUCCUCAAAUCUAGAGGCCCCAACUCCCUCGAUGGCUUGCCCGAUUUUCGCUUCGAAUCAAUCCCGGACGGCCUUCCUCCGACGGAGAACAAAGCCGACGCCACGCAGGACAUCCCAUCCCUGUGCGAGUCCACCGAAAAGACCUGCCUAGACCCCUUUCGAAAACUUCUCUUCCAGCUAAACGACGCCAGCUCUAGUAGCGGCGGUGCUGUUCCACCGGUGAGCUGUGUCGUUUCGGAUCCUGCUAUGCCGUUCACACUUACAGCUGGUGAAGAGUUUGGAAUACCUGUUGCGCUGUUUUGGACGAUCAGUGCUUGUGGCUUGUUGGGGUAUACACAGUAUGAGAAUCUUGUCAAUAAAGGGUUUACACCCUUUAAAGAUGAGAGCUCUUUUACAAAUGGGUAUCUGGAUACAUUGAUAGACUGGAUACCAGCCGUGAAUGAUAUCCGACUAAAAGAUCUUCCAAGCUUCAUACGCACAACAAAUCCAAAUGAAUUUAUGGUAAAGUAUGUUAUAAGAUUGAUUAAACUAACUUCAACAGGAAAUGCCAUGAUCUUUAACACUUUUGACUCGUUAGAGCACAAUGUCUUGGAAGCUCUUUCGUCCAUGUUCCCAUGUCCAAUUUACACAUUAGGCCCCCUCCAUGUACUUGUCAACAAGACUCAAUCAAAAAGUUUGUCCUCCAUUGCAUCGAAUUUAUGGGUAGAAGAGCUAGAAUGCCUCCAAUGGUUGGACUCAAAGGAUUCCAAAUCAAUUGUUUAUGUCAACUUUGGCAGCAUCACUGCCGUGACUCCGGAACAACUUGUUGAGUUCGCUUGGGGUUUGGCAAACAGUAAGAAACCCUUUGUUUGGAUAAUAAGGCCAGACCUCGUCGAUGGAGACUCGGCCAUUUUACCUUCGGAGUUUGUGGAAGAGACAAGGGAGAGAAGUCUGAUUUCUAGUUGGUGUCCACAAGAAGAGGUUCUUAGCCACCCUGCGAUUGGGGGUUUCCUAACGCAUUGUGGUUGGAACUCAACACUCGAAAGCUUGAGCGAAGGAGUGCCAACGAUUUGUUGGCCUUUCUUCGCCGAGCAACAAACUAAUUGUAAGUUUUUGUGCGACUAUUGGGGGAGUGGAAUGGAAAUAAAUCCCAAUGUUAAGAGAGAUGAUGUGGAAAAGCUUGUGAGGGAGUUGAUGGAUGGAGAAAAAGGAAAUGAUAUGAGAAACAAGGCCAUGGAGUGGAAGCACAAAGCACAUGAAGCCACCGAGCUUGGUGGCUCUUCUUUGGUGAAUCUGGAUAAUAUCAUCAGUAAGGUUUUGGUGCCAUCAUCAAAGCCAUAAGUUUGGUGUGUGUGUAAGAUUAUCGAGUUUGGAAGGGCAAAAAAAAAUUUUUUUUUUGCUUAUUAUAUGCAACGGUAUGUUUGACUGAUUGGAGUUUUUACAAACUUGCUAUUUGGUUUAAUAUAGAAUAGAAAAUAUUAUAUGAAGGGGAGAAAAUUUUAUUUAGUACUAUAA
This is a messenger RNA of Humulus lupulus (European hop), 1695 nucleotides long. Its product is annotated as 7-deoxyloganetin glucosyltransferase-like. Bases 58 to 1521 code for a protein of 487 amino acids. NCBI's taxonomy places the organism in Eukaryota, Viridiplantae, Streptophyta, Magnoliopsida, Rosales, Cannabaceae. Gene Ontology annotation, molecular function: UDP-glycosyltransferase activity. The record is from RefSeq and is a predicted model, not a curated record. The transcript has 2 exons.